This is a messenger RNA of Penicillium longicatenatum, 1113 nucleotides long. RefSeq lists its product as uncharacterized. Gene Ontology annotation, cellular component: chromatin. Gene Ontology annotation, molecular function: zinc ion binding; DNA-binding transcription factor activity, RNA polymerase II-specific; RNA polymerase II cis-regulatory region sequence-specific DNA binding. Bases 1 to 1113 code for a protein of 370 amino acids. Gene Ontology annotation, biological process: regulation of transcription by RNA polymerase II; DNA-templated transcription. The record is from RefSeq and is a predicted model, not a curated record. The transcript is spliced from 3 exons. NCBI's taxonomy places the organism in Eukaryota, Fungi, Ascomycota, Eurotiomycetes, Eurotiales, Aspergillaceae.
AUGAUGCAACUCACCACGUUAUUCGAAAUAUCCAAUAUUUCGGCUUUCAUCUCGGCCUUUUUUCAAUCACUUCACUGGCAUUUACCUGUUAUCCAUUUCCCAACCUUUGAUCCCGGAAACAUCUCAAAUCCGCUUUUGCUCGCCAUAUUCUUGUCUGGCGCAACAUAUACAACACCAUUGGAUGGUGCAACUUUAUCCCCUUGGAUCUUCGAUGUGGCGGAAGAGUAUAUUUUCCGCAAGAUUCUAAAUCUGACGACGACGCCAUCAUCGAAGGACCCUACGCAUAUUCUACCGACGGUUCAUCUAGUGCAAGCCGCUCUUAUCAUGGAAAUGCUCCAGUUUGGUCGUGAUGAUAUGCAGACGAGGCGUCGCAUUCGUAUAAUGCGACAUCCCUGCUUGGUGUCCACUAUUCGGUCGCUGGGGAUUUUUCAGCUGAAGCGGCGUACGGCACCUAAAGUCCAUGAUGAUCGGACGUGGAGGAUUCUAGUCGCCGAGGAAGUGUGCAUACGAAUCGCUUGCUGGGUGUUCUUAGCAGAUGGAUUCCUUACUGUCUGUUUUAAGAACCAUCCGGCGUUAUCCGUAUUUGAAAUGGAUUGUCAUUUGCCAUGGUGUGCCGAGCUAUGGGAAGCUGAAGAUGCCGAGUCUUUUGCUCGGAUUGCGGCUGGAAAAUCCACAGAACAUCCCAUACCACCUCUAAGAGACGUGGUUACUCAGCUGUUGGAAACUCCUGAACCAGGGAUCCCGAUUCCGUGGAGUCUUUCCCUAUCUGCCGAGAAUCUUUUGAUUCUCAUCUAUGCAAUGAGCUCCCUUGCCUUUCAGAUUAGGACAGGUCUCUUGAAAUUCCUCCCACUCGGCACAAUAAGCCGUGGCGCAAAGAACUGGAAACGAAUAUGGGACUCUGUGAUGGUUUCAAUAGACCAGAAGCAGUUCCUCCAUCUCGGCUACCCGAAACAUGCGGAAGAGCUGUGGUGGCUUCUAACGGCUACGUUGGAUAUUGCCAACCAACCAGGGGCAGGCCUUGCCUAUCUUAAUAACACGGCAACUGAUGAACUGGGCAACCUCAACGACUUUAUGCAACAUUUGAGCGGCGCAACUAGAUUACAACAGGAAUGA